This is a messenger RNA of Aedes albopictus (Asian tiger mosquito), 991 nucleotides long. It is a transcript of the gene Cnep1r2, whose product is annotated as nuclear envelope phosphatase-regulatory subunit 1 homolog. The coding region runs from base 200 to 658 and encodes 152 amino acids. The transcript has 5 exons. The record is from RefSeq and is a predicted model, not a curated record. NCBI's taxonomy places the organism in Eukaryota, Metazoa, Arthropoda, Insecta, Diptera, Culicidae. Gene Ontology annotation, cellular component: cytoplasm; Nem1-Spo7 phosphatase complex.
AAAUCUCAUCAGAGCUUGAUGUUGUGAAAACUUCGCGUUCGCGGUGGAUGAGGGUUCGCAGAAAAAUUUUCCGCACAAUUUUGCAAUAAUUUGAGCAUUGAAAAUGUGUUUAUUUGCCCUGCGUUUGUAAAGCCGUAGGAAAGAACAACCGCCAUUCAAAACUAGCAGAAUCCAGUUUUAGCGUGGCCAAAUUAGAUACAUGUUCUUUGCCAAGAUGUCUCUGGAACCCUCGGCUUGUGAAGACCUGAAGGCCUUCGAACGACGCCUCACUGAAGUCAUAGCAGCAUUACAGCCCUCUACCCUGCGAUGGAGAAUUCUCUUAUGCACCAUGUCGCUGAUAACGUUCGUGGGGGCCUUCUACUGGUUGACUGACCCGCGAACGUCGAUUGUCCCGCUAAUGGACUCACUUUGGAACCAUCCAGUAUUCACAUUUUCGACUGCUAUACUUCUCCUGCUGUUCGUAUUUGGCAUCCACAAGCUAGUGAUGGCGCCGCAGAUCAUCACGUCCCGGACGCGAAGCGUUCUGGCCGAGUUCAACAUGUCCUGCGACGAAACCGGCAAGCUGAUACUGCGGCCACGUCCAACCAACAACUCGCGAUUUAUCAACGGUAGUGGCGGCGGUGGCUCCGUCCGUAGCCCGAAGAAGACGAAACGAUAGCGCGUGGAAUGUUGGCCAAGGUUGAUCACACACACAGACAGACGACGCGGAUCGGGGAAAACAGGGUUCAAUCACUCGACGCCAAACAAAAAUGACACAUACGAUUAAUGCUCUUUUUUUUUUUUGUUUUUCUGUCGGUGUUUUUCGAGGGGGUCCCAAUUGUAAAUAAUCGAUAGAUAUGAUUUUAAUUGUAAUUGCCCAAUGUUUUCACGUGUUUGAAAAAUACCAUUACCAUUAUCCAUUCACUAAAGUAGUUUUGGUCGUCUUCGUAUUCAAUCAAGUGUAGUGGGUUUUGGAAAAUUAUGAAUAAUAAAAACUUUUGUUGAAAAAGAA